Messenger RNA from Siniperca chuatsi (mandarin fish), 4579 nucleotides. RefSeq names its product olfactomedin-like 2A (gene olfml2a). The transcript is spliced from 8 exons. Gene Ontology annotation, biological process: signal transduction. The coding region runs from base 248 to 2185 and encodes 645 amino acids. The record is from RefSeq and is a predicted model, not a curated record. NCBI's taxonomy places the organism in Eukaryota, Metazoa, Chordata, Actinopteri, Centrarchiformes, Sinipercidae.
CAGCGGAUGGCAGAUGAUGCGCACUGUGCGCCGGCUGAAAACAGAGCGCGCGGUGCAGACAGGAGGCACACCGCAGCGCACACACUAACACACACACACAGACAGACGGACACAUACUGUAUGAUUCUCCCUGUUUGACAAGGAAAUGGAGUUGAAAUAGGCGCACUACUUUACCUUAUGGACUGAACGCAGUGACUGUCGCGUUGGAUUUUGGAACCUCACGCCCAGACAGUCAGGAGGGAGAAAAAUGUGGAAAUACACGAACUUGUUCGCCUGUUUGCUGGUUUUGUGUAAGGAUGCGUCUUCACAGAGCAAGAUCUUUGGGGAGACUGAGCCUGUUCGGAUGACGUCAGAGGGCUCAGACUGCCGCUGUAAGUGCAUCAUGCGCCCUCUAAGCAAGGACGCCUGCCUGCGGCUGCGGAGUGGCAGUGUACGUGUGGAGGAUUUCUACACGGUGGAGACGGUCAGCUCUGGAUCCGACUGUAAGUGUUCGUGUACGGCCCCGCCGUCCUCCCUCAACCCUUGUGAGAAUGAAUGGAAGCUGGAGAAGCUGAAGAAACAGGCCCCUGAGUUACUAAAGCUCCAAUCUAUGGUGGACCUCCUUGAGGGAACACUUUACAGCAUGGAUCUAAUGAAAGUCCACUCCUACAUCAACAAGGUGGUGUCUCAGAUGAACACCCUGGAAGAGACAAUCAAGACAAACCUUACGCGAGAGAAUGAAUUUGUUCGGGACAGCAUGAUGAGUCUCACCAACCAGUUCAAGAGAUAUGAGAACUACUCCAACAUUAUGAUGAGCAUCAAGAAGGAGAUCUCCAGCCUCAGCCUGCAGUUGCUACAGAAAGACUCCUCUGAGAGCAAAGCACAGGACACUAAUGGUGAGAAAACCAAGGAGGCUGUAAAAAUACCCAACAAAAAGACCCCUGCAGCCAAACCCCCACCCAAACCACCCAAAGAAAAGGUCGUAAAGCCCAAGAAAGAGGUCAUUAAACCUGGGAAGCCGGUCAAGCCUGACCCUACGGCCAAAGCCAAGGUGGUUGGCCACCAGCCUGGCGUGGUGAGGGGCAUCACAUACUAUAAGGCUGCCAAGACCGACGAGGAUGAGCACCGAGGAGACCAUUCUGCCAAAACGUACACAGUCCAUCACAUCACGGAAAACCAGUCAGAGGACGGAGGAGCCGAAAUGGUCCUGGAAACCAUGGUGGCCACCGUGGCUGAACCCACUGCCACUACUGCAGUUCCCACCACCACAACUACUAGCACCACAACUACCACCACUACUACACCCACUACUAUCACCACACAAAGUACACCAGCAUCUGAAAGACCAGCUCCGACUAUCAUGCUGGUCCUGGACAACUCCAACAACAACAGUCGGCCCACUCUCCACAGAGCAGGGAAAAUCCUCAACUGUGAAGGGACUCUAGCAUCCAUUGAGCAGCCAGAGAAGCAGCACAGUUAUGGGCGCAACGAGGGAGCCUGGAUGAAGGAUCCCCUGGCUAAAGACUCCAAGAUUUAUGUCACUAACUAUUACUACGGCAACAACUUAGUGGAGUUCCGCAACCUGGACAACUUCAAGCAAGGCCGAUGGAGCAACCUUUUCAAACUGCCUUACAACUGGAUAGGCACAGGCCAUGUGCUUUAUAAUGGAGCCUUCUACUACAACAGAGCCUUCACCAAGAACAUCAUCAAGUAUGAUCUGAGGAUGCGAUAUGUGGCGGCCUGGACACUUCUGCAUGAUGUGGUUUACGAGGACACCACCCCCUGGAAAUGGAGGGGCCACUCGGACAUUGACUUUGCAGUGGACGAAAGCGGCCUGUGGGUUAUUUACCCUUCCAUGGACUAUGACUACAACCAGCAAGAGGUGAUCGUCAUCAGUAAACUGGAUCCUGGAGACCUGUCGUUGAAAAAGGAAACAACCUGGAGGACAGGUCUCAAGCGGAACUCCUACGGAAACUGCUUCAUCAUCUGUGGUGUCUUGUACGCCGUCAAUGUGUACAACCAAAAGGAAGGUGAGGUGAACUAUGCUUAUGACACCCACACCAACACUGAAGCCAUUCCACGCCUGCCCUUCACCAACGAAUACUCCUUCACCACCCAGAUUGACUACAACCCCAAGGAAAAGGUUUUGUAUGCCUGGGACAAUGGCCAUCAGCUCACAUAUCGGGUAAACUUUGUCGACCAGUGAGCACAGCUAGUUUGUGCUACAGAUAAGAUCACAGUAGGCCUGCCAGUAUGGCACCUAAAUAGAAAGAAGAUACUCAGUAUUUGACAGGCUAGAAGCAGCCAUAUUGGACUCAACAGGACAAAGGAUUAACCUACACCAGCCUUCCAGUACCAAUGCAUGCUAUUCAAACACCUGACCUCGCAGUUCACCAAACAUACACGCCUCAAAUGUGUGGGAUGUGACUGUACAAUAUGUCAAUAGAUUGGACAGCAAAGAGUGGAAAUAAUCUCACAGGUUGAGUUAGAGCUCAUCGGGCAGAGUUUAGGAAAGCAUAGAGAUUUCUUUAGAUGUUCAUUUAUGAAAUGUCAGCAGGCUGGCUAACUAGCAGACACAUAGAUAGCUAUUAAUGGUUAGCUUAAAAUAGACAUUUGUAACAUCACCUACUGGUUUAUGGGGAGACUUUUUGGAUUUAUCACUAAAUGUCCUUUUGGUAGUUUCUGAGGCCAGAAAAACAAAAUUUGGGCAGAAGCAUGGGCAGUGGCUAAUUGAGAUGGGCUCAUGUCAAUCAAGUAGAUUUUUUCCCAAACCUAAGCCUUAAUAUCUCUUUAAAGGGUUGCUUCAGAUAAGUCUAUCUUAUUAUAAUACAUAUACGGGUACAUUUAAGUUAAAAGAGGUCUUGGUUACUGUAAUCAUUCCUCCUGUCCAUAUUGACGUGAAGUGAUCCCCUCCUAAUGCAACUACACUGUAAAAGAUGCCAGAAGAAUUCAUACUAAUAAAAAAAACUGAACUUUAGAAUGCAUUUUUACAAAGACCAAAGACUGUGGAUUUUGUAUCCAAUUUCUUACAAUGGAGUCACUUCACAACCACUAUAGACAGGAGGUAUGAUUACAGCCACCAAUAACUCUUUAAAUGUACAUUUGGGCAUGUGAGUAUUGUAUUAAAACAGACAUUGAAAAUUUCAGAACCUAUUCGCUAAUAAAACAAGAUUUUUAAAAUUGCUAACAAGACAUAUAUUAAAGAAUUGAAAUGGAAGUGAAAUAACCAAGAGUCAUUGAAACUAUAUCGACCUGUGGAAAGAGAAAAGAAGAGAGUUCAGUCAGAGACACUUACAGUAUGUCAAGAAAUUGACCAUAUGCGGCAAAUGGGUUAGAUUCGGCAGAGGGCUGUGCUCUUUGAGGGAGCUCUUAAAGAAUCCAAGCAGCAACAAGGACUAAUCCCCCCCGAAAUACACACAUAUAUGAAUAUUAAAUCUUAGUUAAAUCAAUGAUACGAAACCUUGACACAAAAAUUACUCAGGAUAAUCCACAGACUUGGUGAGCAGUUUCAUGUAGGAACUAUUUCCUUUCUACCGAUAGUGAAACAUGAAACUGCUCACAACAAGGUUUGUGGAUUAUCUUGAGUAACCGGGUCAUGAUUUCUGGAAAGAGACAUUGCUGUUGAGUUUUUCAAAAUAAUUUUUUGGCACCACAAACCGAGUGCCAUAUAGUCCCAUUAUAUUCAAAAAAUGCACGGCCGAUAUCUCCAAAACUCUGCAGCUCACACCAAAACAAUCUAGAUGGAUAAAUCGCACUACAGGUAAGAGGAAAAAUAUGUAUUAUUGAUUUUGGGGUGAACUGUCCCUUUAAGUGGGCUUCAAAUAUUUUUACAGUGUUAUUUGGCUCUGCCACCAAACAUUUAACUCAACUAAUGAGAUUAUUUCUGCAUCCAGAGUAGUUCUCCUUCUGAAAGAUGUUUGUAAAAGUAAACUAUCAGCUAUUGUUUCAUUUGCCCAUCUACUCCAUCCUAUCACCAAGCACUUUGAUCACGUAUCUGCUUUGAUUAUUAUUCCGGCCUCAUGAUGCUUCCUGUCUCUUUACCACUGAUCUUGUUUUGAGGGAUAUGUUGAAUAUAAUUCCAAAAACAAAACAAUGUACAAAAGUUUCAAGAUUUUUUAGAUUUACAUUAAUUAAUUUGACAAUAUCAACUUUCUUUCUAAUUUCCAUGCAUCUUGUUAAAUUUCUAUGUUGUUGUAUAAAGGUAUGCAGCGUUUGUACUGUUAAUAACAUUUGCGUAACCACUACAUUUGUUGUAAUUAUUGAGUAUUUGAACAUUUUCACCUCAAUGGAUAUUAACAACCCUGAUCAGUCAUGCUAAUACAAAAGGUUCACUGUGCCAUAAGUUGUACCAUAAACCACAAAUGUUUUUAUUUUUGACAAUGACAGUGACAGUACUGUGUAAGGCACGUAAUGGGAAUGGUAAGCUUUAAGACACAUGAGGUAACUCUUACAGCACUUUAUAGUGUUGCUUUGGUCUUGUACACCAUUCAUGAUUCACAACCACAUUGUUUUGCCUGUUCUUGAAUUAUCAGGAGUGUUUUGUUACGUCGAUUCAUAAAAGGCAUGCUGAUUGCAAUAAAGUAAUUUGUUCAAUUGUAAA